GACUCAAAAUGGCGACAGAAUACUAGCGCUAAUUCAUAAACGGAUGUUUCAGCAGCAGUCCGUGCUCAACUUAGCUCUAAACAUUUAAAGAUGGAUUUUAACAAUGAAAAACUAGCUCUACGAAAGUAUUCUUGUUAUAAACAUUGAUAUUUUAUGUUCGUUUAAACUCUCGCGUUAACCGAGAAAGACGUAAACGACUUCAUAAAGCCAUGGCGGAGGAACGCAGGCAAAAGCAGUGUUCAGUCGUUCUGCCAACAGAGUCGAUGAAGGCCAUGGCGGAGUCUGUGGGAGUCGGGCAGUUACAGGAAGACAGUUGUGUAGCUCUUAGUGAAGAGGUCAGCUACAGAAUAAAGGAAAUUGCACAGGAUGCUCUGAAAUUCAUGCAUCAUGGGAAGAGACGAAAACUAACCACGAGUGACAUCGACAAUGCUCUCAAACUAAAAAAUGUAGAGCCCCUGUAUGGGUUCCAGUCACAGGAGUUUAUUCCUUUUCGCUUUGCAAGUGGAGGUGGAAGAGAGCUUCAUUUCUAUGAGGAAAAGGAGGUUGAUCUCAGCGAUAUUAUAAACACACCUCUCCCAAGAGUUCCUCUAGAUGUGUCUCUCAAAGCUCACUGGUUAAGUAUUGAAGGGGUGCAACCUUCAAUUCCUGAAAAUCCUCCACCAGCAUCAAAAGAGCAACAAAAAACCGAAUCCACGGAGCCGCUGAAAGUUGUCAAACCCGGUCAGGAGGAGAAAGGUACGAUUCAAGGCAAAGGCCAGAGCACCACAACCCCAGAUGGCAAAGGAAAGGAGAAGGGUCUCAUCAGGCUGAAGCCACGCAGCACUCACGAGCUCUCUGUAGAGCAGCAGCUCUACUACAAGGAAAUCACAGAGGCGUGUGUGGGCUCCUGUGAAGCCAAGAGAGCAGAAGCUCUACAGAGUAUUGCAACGGACCCUGGUCUGUAUCAGAUGCUUCCAAGAUUCAGCACAUUUAUUUCUGAAGGAGUCCGUGUAAACGUGGUGCAGAACAACUUGGCCCUGCUGAUUUAUCUCAUGCGGAUGGUCAAAGCUCUGAUGGACAAUCCCACCCUGUAUUUGGAAAAAUAUCUGCAUGAGCUGAUCCCAGCUGUGGUCACCUGUAUUGUGAGUAAACAGCUGUGUUUACGACCAGAUGUUGAUAACCACUGGGCUUUACGGGACUUUGCUGCUCGCCUGAUGGCUCAGAGCUGUAAAACCUUCAGCACCACAACCAACAACAUCCAGUCACGUGUUACCAAGACUCUGACCAAGAGUUUGUUCGAUGAUAAGACCCAGUGGACGACACGAUACGGCUGCAUUGCUGGACUUGCUGAACUCGGAGCUGAUGUGAUAAAGACGCUGAUCCUUCCUCGACUCACCGUAGAGGGAGCUCGCAUCAAAGCAGUGAUGGAGGGACCUGUGGUCUCCAACAUUGACAAGAUAGGAGCUGAACAUGUUCAAACCCUCUUACUGAAACACUGUGCGAGUGUUAUUGCCAAGAUACGACCUCAGCCGGACAACGUGGAGCAGUAUCGGGCAGAAUAUGGCUACCUUGGGCCCAUGUUGUGCUCUCAUGUAGUAAAGGCCAGAACUCAAGCAACACUGCAAGCCCAGCAGGUCAACAGGACCACGUUAACAAUCACACAGCCUCGCCCAACCCUUUCAGUCUCACAAAGUGGGUUAACUGGGUCGGGGGGGCCUCGCACUCCCAGCAUCAUCAAGGUUCCAAGUUCCCUCACUCUAAUGUCACCCAGACCAGGUACUCCAUCACAGCCGUCUCCCCCAGCAACAAAGUACAUCGUCAUGGGAACCAGUGCAGGAGCUGCCUCGACUCAACAGGUCAUUACUCUCAGCUCUUCCCAGUCAGCUUCACCAGUAACCAGCACCGUUCCCAGUGCGACCUCAACAUUGCAGCCCUUAGUAAAACUGGAGUCUGGUGGUACUCCUGGACUCACAGCAUCUCGCCCUCUUCAGAAGUACAUUGUUGUGUCUCUGCCCUCAUCUGCCUCCUCCUCUUUGGAGCCUAAGAGCUCCGUGUUACCGACCUCAAUUUCCUCAGCUUCUCUGGACGGAGGGAUAAAGUUGGAGCGAUCCGAGUCUCCCGGAGUCAGCACUCAGUCGCCACACUGACAUUUGUAUAAGUAGUCUGGAUUGUUAUCCUGUUGGAGCAACACAAGGCUGAGUUUAAUCUAAAGGGGGUAACCUCUGGAGAGGCAUGAAAAGAAUUUUCUGAACUCUUGAUUGAUGAAGAGCAAAUGUGGCCAGAUUUUGUAAAUAACUUAAUGCCAAGUGAAAGCUGAUCAUCCUGAAAUCUUCAGUGUUUCACCUCAUAUUCUAACUGAUUCGUGUUUUUUACCCUAAAAUAAAUCUCCAUUUUGUAUGAAACGUA
This is a messenger RNA of Nothobranchius furzeri (turquoise killifish), 2385 nucleotides long. It is a transcript of the gene taf6, whose product is annotated as TAF6 RNA polymerase II, TATA box binding protein (TBP)-associated factor. Gene Ontology annotation, cellular component: transcription factor TFIID complex; SAGA complex; SLIK (SAGA-like) complex. Gene Ontology annotation, molecular function: transcription coactivator activity; protein heterodimerization activity; RNA polymerase II general transcription initiation factor activity. The record is from RefSeq and is a predicted model, not a curated record. Gene Ontology annotation, biological process: transcription initiation at RNA polymerase II promoter; RNA polymerase II preinitiation complex assembly. Lineage: Eukaryota; Metazoa; Chordata; Actinopteri; Cyprinodontiformes; Nothobranchiidae.